Odocoileus virginianus texanus is the source of this 1223-nucleotide messenger RNA. Lineage: Eukaryota; Metazoa; Chordata; Mammalia; Artiodactyla; Cervidae. The record is from RefSeq and is a predicted model, not a curated record.
GGGCAUGGCAACCCACUCCAGUAUUCUUGGCUAGACAGAGGAGCCUACAUUCUAGGAGUUAUUCAAGUAAGAGUGUCCUGUGGUAUCUCUCACAGCUUGGGAGAUGAUAUGACAUCUUAUCUUCUGGAGGACCAUACAGCAAAGGACCCGAUAAGGGACAUCGACUUGAUACCUCUGAUGAUACCAGCCUCGAAAGGUAAGAAUACAAAAACUCAAGCACCCUUGAGCAGGAUGACUCGGGAUGAAUUGGAGGACAGUUUGUUUCGUCUUCGUGAAGAGCACAUGUUGGUGAAGGAGCGUUUUUGGAAGCAACAAGAUGAGAUCAAAAGGAUGAAAACAGCCUUGCUCCGGUUAACCGCAGCAGGCCGGGGCCUGCGGGCCGCGGCGGCCGCGGCGGAGCCUCAGCUUUGGGAGCCCGCUAGACGGCGGCGGAACGCAGAGUGGCGGCAGCGCCCCCUGAAGCACCAGCGUCCCCCGCUGCAGGGGCUCCAGCUGCAGGUCCAGCGCGUCGGCCCCCCUGCUCCCCGCCGCACCCAGCCUCGCGUCCACGCGGGACACAGACAGCUGCACACCGCCGGGGCACCGGAGGCAGAGAAACCCAGGAGAGAGUCAAGGGACAGGCUGAGCUACACAGCCCCUCCCACAUUCAAGGAACAUGUGACAAAUGAAAAAGCCAGAGGUGAAGCAUCCAGUGAACCCAGCGAACUUGCCCACGGUAUGACCAGCGAUACUAUGCAAGUGGAAGAACCACCCAAGUCUCCUGAGAAAAUGUGGUCCAAAGAUGAAAAUUUUGAACAGAGAAGCUCUUUGGAGAGUACUGAGAAGGCCACAGAGCUUCGAGCUUCCAUUAAAGAGAAUAUACAGCUGAUUCGACUUAAGAAGCUCUUACAUGAAAGGAAUACCUCUUUGGCAGUGACAAAGGCACAAUUAACAGAAGUUCAGGCCGCAUAUGAAACUCUGCUUCAUAAGAAUCAGGGAAUCCUGAGCGCAGCCCACGACGCCCUCCUCAGCCAAGUGAAUGAGCUCAGGGCAGAGCUCCAGGAGGAGAGCAAGAAGGCCGUGAGCUGGAAGAGCCAAGUGGAAGAUGUGUCCAUCCUGCAGAUAACCCUGAAGGAGUUUCAGGAGAGAGUUGAAGAUUUGGAAAAAGAACGAAAAUUGCUGAAUGAUAAUUAUGACAAACUCUUAGAAAAGUAAGUACCAAGUUUAGAUCUCAGAACGUUGUU